CAAUCGGAGGGGGGAAAGCCUGCAAGCGUCAUGAGGGACUGCCCCAAUAGGCGCCCCAGGGGGUGGGGACUGAGUUUGAAAAGUUGGCGGGAAGAAACAUGGCCGUGCGGCGGCAGCUGGAGCUUUUCUUCCAGGAGCCCCAACUGGGAGGCGUGAUCAGGGUGGAUCGGGCGGAACCCGGGACGAAGAGCUGCCGCCAUGGUCAGCAAAGCGCAAAGCCUCCGGAGAAGCCCGGGGAGCGGGUUCCGGGCUCCCGGAGUCUCAGGCUGGAGGACUGCGUGCUCUACCAGUGCCGCGGUUGCCGUUCGGUGCUGGGCGACUCGCUUCAUCUCUGCGCCCAGGAGGAGAAGCUCCGCCUUCUCGUUUGCUUCAGUGAGUGGGUCACACUCUUUUGAGUGUUGGGUUGGCAGCCUCGGAGCGAAAAGGGAAAGGCGCUUUCUUUUCUUUAGAAAAAGAAAAGGCGCGAACUUUCGAGCUACACCGGGCUCUUCAUCAGUCAGGCUGCACAGAUGUUCAAAUAAAUACACGCAGGAUUGUUGUCGCACGUGGCAAUGUACACGGGUUAUCAUUACACCUGUUACAUUUAUGUAGGGGUCGUGCGAAGCUCAAAACUCCCCCCCCCCCCCGCUGGCCACUUGAAAAAUGUUGGUGGUCGUGGCUCAUGAUUUUUGUGAUGUCUUCUGCCAUGUGCUGUUUGAUUUUGAUUGCUUUCAUUUCUUAUGUUGUAUUUUCUUGUAAUUCAAAUGUAAUUCAAACUGAAAUAUAAUGCAUAAGAAAUAAAAGCAAUAAAAAUACAUUUAAAAAACAAAAAUGAUGUAGUCCCAUGAGACCUUGCCAGUAUUGGCAGCAGGAGAGAGAGAGAGAGAGAGUAGUGUAUAUAUAUAGAGAGAGAGACCCCACAGGGUUGACCAAGCAUGAAUGUGGACCUCAGGCCAUAUAUGACACUCCACUUGCCCUUAUUCCCACAACCAUUCUGAGGCUGAGAAGGCCACAUUCACAUUCACACACUAAACCAAUUUAGUGUGAUGUGAAUAAGCUGUGGAGAGCCUUCUGUUGGGGUGAUUCCCGCCUCUUCUCCUCAUGUGGCAUAGCCAUGAGGAGUUCAGAAACUUUCAUUUCCAAACCAAUAAACUGUUUAAUCUUAACAAAUGUUAAAUAAAUCAACAUCAAGCCAUGAUCUAAAUAAUUGUGUGAAUUCCAAAGUACAGCAUUAAUUUCUAUCAUAACAGGAAUCCACUUUUGCAGUCUUCAGUGAGAGUCCCUUUUCUACUAUGAUUUCUGAAAGUGACAUUUUUAAUUUAGAUUUAGCUUGCGUAAAAUGCUUCAGUAAUUUAAAUAUGCCUGUAAUAAUAUAUAUUAAACCUAAAGUGCAUGUUGCAGUAAUUCUAGCAGUAGAUGUCUCUUAUUUUUCAAGCAUGAAGAUAGUCUUGUUUCUAUGAGAUUUAUUUGAAUAAUUUACAGGUGUCUUAACAGGUCCCUGAAUAAAUAUUAAAUGAAAUAAAGUGUUUGAAUGUAAUGUAUUGAUGAAUGCUUAGCUUUAUUCAAUCUGCAAAAGGUCUGCUUCUCUUUUCAGAGGUUACAAAUGAUGUUGUAGUGGAAGAUAAAUUGAUGGUCUGCAUUGAGGGAGACCUCAAUGGAUGGUGAGUUUGUUUUUUAAUUAAAAUUUACUACAUCAGAUGCUUGGAAGAGCAAGAAUAUCUUGGAACCCUAUGCCACCUUUUUGUUCUAUUUGCAUGUGACUUGGGGAAGGUGGCUAAUGAAAUAGAUACUUUAUUUGCCAGACUUGUUUUUUUUAGUACUUUUUCAAAAUAAAAUGCCUGGCUUAAGUAAAUGUUUAUUUCAUUCCCAGUGAGCACCCUUUGUCUCCGAGAAAUGGCUCUUUUUGCAUCUCUUCUUUCCUUUGUUUCCUGGGGCGGGUAUCCUGGGGUCCUAGAAGAGUAUAGAUAGAGAAAGAUGUGGGCAGAGAAGGGUUUCUGCCUUCUCUAGCUUUCUGACUGUGAAAACAAUAAGAUGUUAUGGGAACCAGUGAAAGAAGAAAUUCGGAAACAUCCUCCUUGUUCCCCACCCCAAUUUUCUGCCCUACCAGCUCCGCAGAGCUUUCGAUUUGGUUUUUCAUCCACCUUGGAUUCUCCCACCGCUGCCCUCAUAGGACUUCUUUGUAAAUAUUUUGGAUGAAUGCAGCAUCUUUUGUUUAAGGAUGCAUAUUCUGUAGUAAGGAAACCAUGCUGCAUUCUUAUCACAAGGAAUAUGUUCAUACAGGCUUUUGCAACACCCCUCUCCCCUGUAAACUUGGAAGCUAUAUACCAGGCAUAGGCAAACUCAGCCCUCCAGAUGUUUUUGGCCUACAACUCCCAUGAUCCCUAGCUAGCAGGACCAGUCAGAGAUGAUGGGAAUUGUAGUCCCAAAACAUCUGGAGGGCCGAGUUUGCCUAUGCCUGCUAUCUACUAAUGGAAAGAUGCAUACUUCUGAAAAGUUACUCUAAAUUUGGUUUUUAUAACUGAAUAAUUCUGGAUUUUCUAGGGCAAAUUCCAAAAAUGUUGCUUAUGAUGGCUGCAGCCCCUAGUUUGGUCAUAAAGCAGAUUAUGGAAUGCUGACUGCACACCUGGUCUUUUUUCCCCAGCACCUACAACAUGUUGUACUGUCGAGAAUGUAAAGCGGGAAUAGGUUUCAGACUCUAUUGUUCAAAACCUCUGGCUCACCUGCGAGGCUUCUUUUGCCUUUUGAAGGACAACAUCAUAUGGUUAGUGUCCAGAUGCAUAUUGAACUGAUCAGAUGGUUAAGUCAUGCGGAUAAACUCCAGUAAAACGAAGGGUAACAAACUGACACAUACAAGACAUCCUGUAUAAGUUUAUAUAUGAAGGUUUCAUAAAAAGGCAUGCAAAGGAUUAAAAAAAAGGCUUUUCCAAAAGAGAUACUGGCUGAUGGCAUCAUUUGUAGACACUAUGCUGUGGUAGUUACGGCAGCACAAUAUGUAGCUAAUGUUUGGGUAGAAGCAGGCGUUUAUACAACUGAAAAUAACUAUUCCAGGAGUAACACCAUGCUGUUGUGAGAGCUGAUCUAAAACUAAUUUUCCAGUGGGAUACAAGUUUAGGAGAUUUAUUCAAUUAGCAACUGGAAAGUACCAUUCAUAUUUUCUUGAUCUUAAGGGCGACUCCACUUAAUUGUCCCCCCCCCCUUUUUAUCCCAUCACCUCUACAAAGAGCUCAGGGGACUGCUUCCCUUCCAGUUUAGAUUCCCGACAGCCCAGUACUAUAUGGUUAGUGGGAAGUACAGGUCCAAAGUCACCCAGUGAGCUUCAUGGCUGACCUGGGAUUUGAAUAGCCUUGCUAUUACGCUAAACAAUGAUCAUGCAGUCUUGUGUUUUGACUUGUGAAUGAGAAACCGUAAUGUCACAGCUCAAGACGGUGCUUUUCAGUGGAUGACAUUUACUUGUUGAUUGGCUGCUUAAGUAUUACUUCAUGAUAAGGCAUUGACCUUUGAAUAUGCUGUGUGAAAGGGCUUAAAACUGGCUAUAAAACAGAAGUGAUCUAUGACCACAAAAGUUUAGCCUACUUGAGGAAGGGACAUGAGAGGCGAGAAGUUAUUUUCUUGAAAAUAAAAUAAGUGUUGUAUAUUGAAUAAUUAGGUCCUUCAAAAUACAUUGUUACGAAUCUGAAAUGUCCUGCAGUAUCAGAUUGUGGAAACCUAUUAAUUUCAGGAAAUUAUAUCACAAGUUAGGAUAUAAUUAUUGAAAUCAGGAUGCUGGCAAAAUACUAUUACAUGGUUGUUAUUAUGAAUAAUCUUCACUUUUGAAUGCUUAGAUUUCUCUUGCUGGAGUAGACAAAAAUGUUGAAAAAAUUGGACACAAUAUUCUGAAAAAUUGCAAUAUAAAUUAUUUUUAUCCUCUCCUUUAUUCAUACAUUCCUAUGACUGAUCAGCUAAUUUCAAAAUGUAUUGUCUUUAAACUUGUUUUUCAGUUACUUGUUAAAAGCUAAAACGACAAUUGAAGCCUCAACGAUGACCUGUCCUCCUGUGAGCCUAAAGGAACAAGUACAGAAAGUAAGUGUUCUUCUGUUUUUGUGUUUGUUAACUACUGUUUUCCCCUUCUCACAGGGGAACUGGGCAGAUAAAAAUGUGACUAAAUGUACAAAAAUAUGUACCAUUACAAAACAUGCCAAGUGCUCUUAUCAGCUUUGCAACCCUUGCAACAGAGAGCGUCUAGUGAACUUUUUUAAGGCUGCUAUCCUAACCCCAUUCACCUGGGAGUAUAAGGCCCACUGAAAUCACUGAUUCAAUAGGACUUACUUAUGAGCAGACAUAGAUAGAAUUGUGCUGAUAGUCUUUGACAGGGCAGAAUUUGAACCCGGGUUUCUCGUAUAGACUGUUGCACAAUAUACUAGACUGAGGUUUAAAAGGAGUAGUCAGAGCAGUCUUUCAGACAUUUAUGGAACAUGGAAACAUAGGCUCUUUUCUAGUAAUAAUAAUGGGCACAAACUGUUUUGAGGCUUGGCAAAUCAAAGGCAACCCUCCAAGUCUGUGAAAUAGAAAAAAUACGGUAGUUCCCAGGCACACUUAGCCAACACCGGUUGUUCUUUCAAGCACAUGGUUGUAUGAAAAUAGGAUGCUCUAGUUAGUUUCCAGAGAAUAUUUAUACUUUAAACUAGUAAAUAUUAACAUUUUUCAGUUUGAAUUAUAAAUAUUUUCUGGAAACUAACUACAGCAUCCUGUUUUCAUAAACAAGCUUUUCAAAACAAGCAGUCCAUAAAACUGAGCUUAAUGCAGUCCUUUGCUCAUUUAAACCAAAGAGCACAUGAACACAUUUGGCAGCUGAAUACCAAAGGCAAAUAUGGUAUACUCUGCUAAUAAGAUAUUCAGAGAGUGUGUCCUCACUUUAUCGGAGACAAAUAGGAGCUGUUCCAGCUUGACUUUCCUGUGCCACUUGAGGAAACAGGAGAAUUCCUGUGCUAUAAAAGAGGAGUCCACAGCACGGCUUCUUCCUGCAUUAAUGUUGCCCCAGUUCUGGUAGGAACUGCAUUGUGGACUCCUCACAUAUUCUGAGGCUUCUGCCAUUACCCAAAUGCCAAAUGAAAUAGCUGCCGCAGUGGAUUCUGUGCAGUUGGAAUGGUUUGGAACAGGCCCUGUACAGCUUCAUCUUUUCUUUAGAUCAAGUAGAACUGUUUAAAUCAGGGAUGGGCAACCCUUGGCCAUGCUAGCAAACAGCUAUGGUAGGCCAUAGGGGACCUAUCUGAGUUUAAAUCUUCCCAAGUAUGAUUAAGUGUCAGACUACACAGCUGACAGUAGCGGCUUUCAUCCGAGGCCAGUGAGGUGGGCUAAAAGGUGAGGAGCAAGUGGAACCAAAUUUGCACAUGACAAACUGUCUUACACGAUGUUUGAAGAAUUGGUUGUCAGCAUACUGGGUUCAUGCCAAUCAAGUUUGGAGAGCUAUCAUGAAGGAGCGCUCAGCUGCCCUAGUCACUUCCCCAAGAUACAUGAGAGAUACCCUGAACAAGGACUUCUGCUUGUGCACUGGGGUUCCAUCCCCUCCUUCCCCUGUGCCCUCUAUAAUUGGGUCAAGGGGGUGUUUGGUUGAGAGAACACCCAAAACAGGUAAAGGGGAUUGAUUCAUCUAGCAAGCCAAAAUGCUUGACCUGACAGAAUAGCCUUGGUGCAAUGUUGAUUUUCUCCCACACCUUUAACAGAGAUGCCUCUCAAAUGCAUAGUUACAAGGUGUGUCGCUGGACUUAAAAUAUUGGACAAUUUUUUUGUUUUCACUGACAAAGAUUUGGCUGAUAUAACUGGUUUUCUGCAUCACUUUGUUUUAUCUAAGCUUGGUGAUUAUUAUUUUUUGUAGUUAAAGGAGAGCCUUGUUUUAGCGCACAUACGGAUAGAACGGUUGAUUGAGAAACUCGAAGAAAGAAACCAGCAGAAGUUGAUGUCUGAAAAGCAGAUCUACAAAGCAAGACUAGCAUCUGGGGGAACAAGGAAGAAGUUGAACUAACUGGUAGAAUUUCUGCAAGUCACAUAUCUGCAUUUGGCUGUGAUGAACAUGAGGUUGUAACUUGUCGUCUACACAACCACUGUUUUGGUUGUACAGUAUUUGAAAAAGGCAGUGUGUCUUUGACUGGCAAAUGGAUUACACAAAGCAUAUGAACUGCUAUAUUUUUAGAUGUGCACAUAUAGUUCUGCCUGGAUUUUUUUGGAAUUGUUGCAUCUGUUAAUACUAUCCUAAACUAUACAGUGAAUGCAUUUGCAGCCUCUGUUUAGAGGAAAUGUACAGCUUGUACAGUUUUGUUGGUGGCUUCAAUUCAGCAUUUUAUUUUAAAUUUGGCUUGAGGCAGUUCAGUCUACCCAGUAACCUGUUGUGUAAACUAAAAGUGUCAAUUUAAAAACUAUUAAAAUUUCAUCGAACUUGAACUCUUAACUGUAACACCAGUUGAAUUCUAUGCUAACAACCGGGUUUUUAAAAUGCUGCCUAAACUACCAAAGGUGGAGCAUAGGUUAGGAAAGUUGUACAGAUGUGAGGCAGCCUACAUAAAGGCUUUUCUGUAUCUCUCUUAUUAAUUUUAUGAGUUGCUUCCUAUGAAACAUCUCAAAGCAAUUUAACAAUAAAAACAAUUUCAAGUCCAAUGUAAGAAUGUGCAUUCCAGUGCUGUUUAAAUGGUGUAGACACAAAUUUGACAGAAUGGACUGACCAGUUAGCUUAUGUUUGAUGGCGCUGCUUUCCUAUUCAUUUCGCCACCUGAUAGUUUUCUGAAAAAAACAAUGCAGCUAACUUAAAGCCCUGUACAGUGGUACCUCGGGUUAAGUACUUAACUUGUUCCAGAAGUCCGUUCUUAACCUGAAGCACCACUUUAGCU
Messenger RNA from Podarcis lilfordi (Lilford's wall lizard), 6836 nucleotides. The record is from the annotation of a GenBank genome assembly. NCBI's taxonomy places the organism in Eukaryota, Metazoa, Chordata, Lepidosauria, Squamata, Lacertidae.